AUGACUGGGCAACAACUCCCAUACGGCCAAAUCAUUCUAUUAACCGGUUGCUGCUUAGCUAGUGGGAUCAAUUUUAUAUUCUUUACGCCAUUCGCCAUUGCGUUCGUACGUGGUUUAGAGGUCGAGAAUGAUGACAUUGCAUACUAUGCUGGCAUAAUUUCGGCUGCUGCAUUUGCCCCAUGCAUAUUCACAACAUUUCCACUUGCCGCGUUAUCUGAUAGGAUAGGAAGACGACCAAUCCUUUUCAUGAGCUUGGCUACUUCCACCAUCAGCGUUUGUCUAUUUGGUAUUUCCAAAUCGGUUACAUGGGCUGUAGUAUCAAGGGCCCUACUAGGUACUGUGUCGGUGGCUGCACUUAUCAGCAGGAGCAUUAUAUCGGAAACGACAGAGAAAUACCUUGAAGCGCAACGAAGCCAAGCAUUUUCCCUGCUCCAAUUGGCCUAUCCAUUGGGCUACAUGCUUGGCCCAUUUAUUGGCUCAACAUUUGCUGAGCCAGUGGAAAAGUACCCCGAUUAUUUUGCACAUGGCGCGCCUCUAACUAUCUUUUUUGAAACGUAUCCAUAUGCUCUACCAUCCCUCAUAUGUGCUUCAUUUUCCACCUUGAUGCUCAUACUCGCUAUAUGCUUUGUGAAAGAAACACGAUCGACACCUCUUGAGGAACGUGACACGAAGGACAAUGAACAACUUCUUCGGCAUACAUCUCAUAAAGCGUAUUCCACUUUCAACCAUAACGAUCGAUUAUCGGAGAUGGCGUCAGCUGGAAACAUGGCCAUCCUUAUCUCUACAAAGACAAAGAGGCUCCUGAGAAUGUUUUCUUUGGAUGAUUGUAUGACCAUGGCAGUGCUUUCUGUAUGCGCCGUGCACACACAAUUAACCUUUCAAACAGGGUAUUAUCAAGAGCUGCUUCAAGUGUGGAUGGGUAGUGAGCGCACAAAUGGUGGCCUUGGAUUGAGUACCAAGCAAACUGCAACAGCCUUGGCGAGCCAAGGUAUCGCCCAAUUGAUUGCUAUCAUGGCUGUUUUGCCAUUGAUGGUCAAACGGUUUGGCACAGUACAUCUAUGCCGUGCGAUGUGCUUUGGAUUCAUGAUCGUAUACAGUAUUCAACCUUGGGUGAGAUACUUAUACGAUGUGCCCGAUUUUCAAAGGCGUUUACAUACUCAUUUUUGGGAAGUACCAGCAGCCAUCUUGUGCAUUUUCACCUGGUGGAUGUUUGCAAUGACCGGUAUGACAACCAUCAUAGUAGUCCUAAAUGAUGUUGCACCACGGUCGUCAAUAUGCAAAGUAAACAGCGUUGCUGAUGGUAUGGAAACGAUGCAUGAUCAACAAAGGUGUCAUAAUUGGAUAUCGUUGCUCAUUUCCAUGACAGUCAUAUCCAAUAUAGUCAACGCAAUAGGCCCAGCAGCUUGUGGAGUUAUAUGGUCAGGAUCACUAAAGCUAUCGUGGAUCCCGUUUCCAUUGCGUACUUCUAUCACAUGGCUUGUUCUAGCGCUUAUAGGGGCUACUACACUUUAUUCAUCCGUGAAAUUGUUACCGCCCAAGAAUGAUGCAAUGUCUAAAUCUAAAGCUAUAGCUGAUCAUAGUGAGAAUGUCUAA
Lichtheimia ornata is the source of this 1593-nucleotide messenger RNA. RefSeq lists its product as uncharacterized. Gene Ontology annotation, biological process: transmembrane transport. Gene Ontology annotation, cellular component: membrane. Gene Ontology annotation, molecular function: transmembrane transporter activity. NCBI's taxonomy places the organism in Eukaryota, Fungi, Mucoromycota, Mucoromycetes, Mucorales, Lichtheimiaceae. The record is from RefSeq and is a predicted model, not a curated record. The coding region runs from base 1 to 1593 and encodes 530 amino acids. The transcript has 8 exons.